Rosa rugosa (rugosa rose) is the source of this 1364-nucleotide messenger RNA. RefSeq lists its product as uncharacterized. Lineage: Eukaryota; Viridiplantae; Streptophyta; Magnoliopsida; Rosales; Rosaceae. Gene Ontology annotation, molecular function: methyltransferase activity. The coding region runs from base 58 to 1143 and encodes 361 amino acids. The transcript has 9 exons. The record is from RefSeq and is a predicted model, not a curated record.
CGGGUAUAUAAUAUCGAAAAACGGUCCACUCGAGUGUUUUUUUCCCUCCAGUCACAAAUGCUAGCACGCCGACUUCCGUCUACGGCGGCUGCUUUCUCACGCCGGUGGGCCGGACUGCCGAACUUGGGCCGUACUCCGUCGUCUCUGCAAUCACUCCCCGUUUUCCGUAAUAAAAUUACCCUGAUUGCCUUCUGUUCCACCGCAGAACACACCGAGUCAAUCCCCCAGCCCUCGUCAAAACAAGGUGCUCUUAAACCCGGUUUAUACUUGGUCGGAACUCCGAUUGGAAAUCUUGAAGAUAUCACCUUCCGGGCUCUCCGUGUCCUGAAAUCAGCCCAUGUGAUACUUUCAGAGGACACUAGGCAUUCAGGGAAGUUGCUCCAUCACUACAACAUCAAAACUCCUCUUCUGAGCUAUCACAAGUUCAAUGAAUCCCAGAGGGAACAGACGGUGUUAAAGAGGUUGAAGGAAGGUGAGAUCGUUGCGCUUAUAAGCGAUGCUGGGAUGCCAGGCAUUAGUGAUCCUGGUACGGAACUGGCAAAACUCUGUGCAAAUGAAAAUAUUCCUGUUAUUCCUAUACCCGGACCGUCUGCUUUCGUGGCUGCUCUCUCUGCUUCAGGCCUGUCUACUGAUGAGUUUACUUUUGUUGGAUUCCUCUCUAAACAUUCUGGAACUAGAAAAGAGAGACUAGCAGUUUCUGCAAGUGAGGCAACAACACAGAUAUUUUAUGUUCCUCCCCACAAGCUUCUUCAGUUUCUUGAAGAGACUUCUUCACUUUUCGGUGUUACAAGACAAUGCGUAAUAGCUCGUGAACUGACAAAAAUUCAUGAAGAGUUUUGGCGGGGUACAUUGGGGGAAGCAGAACAAUGGUUUACAACUCACCAGCCAAGAGGUGAAAUUACAGUAUUGAUUGAAGGAAAAGAAGAUUCUCCGGUUGAAACUCCAUCAGAGUCUCAGCUUGAGAAUGAGUUGAGAGAUUUGAUCUCCAAUGGGCAUAGUCUUUCUACGGCUGUCAAAUUAGUAGCUGAUGGAACAUCGGUGAAAAGGAAAACGAUAUAUUCAAUUGCAUUGAGAAAAUUCGGGAAGCAACAACUUGUUUCAGAGAGUGAUUCUUCAGAUCCAUCAAAGCCACAUCGAGAGUGACCUCAGAUGCUUCCUGGUGUAAAAGUUCAAUUUGCUGAGUGAACUAGUGACUUGUAUGUCUAGUGUAAUUCACAUUUUUACUCCAAUCUGUAUGUCUCCCGGAUUACAGGUGCUGCUAAAAUUAGAGCAAAAGCAGAGAGAUGUAGUAGAGACUAAGAAUCACUGUUUUACUGAAUGAUGUCUCUAAUUAAUUACAAGGCUCUAGUAGUUCAUAUAUUUUA